UGGUGUGACAAUGAACACGUGUCUUGUCUCCGCAGUGCUGGCCCUGCUGGUGGGCCUGUCCACUCAGAACGAUUCUCUGGUGCGACCAGAUGAGGAAGAUGUGAAGACAGAGGAGCCAAUCCGUUUGGAUAUAAUAGCUAAAAUUCUGGAGGCAAAUGAAGGGAUAAGUGAAAAUCUGGUGGAAGGUGAUGUCGCUUUGUCAAAGAAGAGGAAUGCCAUGAAAUGCUGGGGCAGUGACUGCAAAUGGGAAAAAUCCUACAAUGGACUUGUUGAAGUACCCUACAGCUUCAGCGAUUACUUUUAUGACAGUGAAAAGGCCUCCAUAGAAAAAGCUAUGGAAACUUUCCACAGCAAAACCUGCGUUCGCUUUGUUCCACAUCGUGGCCAGUCUGACUACCUCAGUAUUGAGAGUGAACUCGGGUGCUGGUCUACCAUCGGCAAAGAUGGAGGGAAGCAGGUGAUUUCCCUGUCUGUGUACGGCUGUCUGGAUCACGGGAUUGUUCAGCACGAGCUCCUACAUGCUCUUGGCUUCCAUCAUGAGCACACAAGAAGUGACAGGGACCAGUAUGUCAGGAUCAACUGGGAAAACAUCCCAUCGGCUCAAGUCUUCAACUUCAACAGAAAGGACACGGACAACUUGUACACACCCUAUGAUUACUCCUCUGUCAUGCACUACGGAAGGACUUCCUUCACAUCAACGUAUGGAGCAGACACCAUUACCCCCAUUCCAGAUUCCUCUGUACCAAUUGGACAAAGGGAUGAGAUGUCUGAUACUGAUAUCCUCAGGAUCAACCGGUUUUACAGUUGCAGUGAGUAACAAAAUAUCCUCCUGAACAGCUUGAUGCAAUGCCUUCCCUACAAUAUAAAUACAUUUCAAGGUUUGCCUGCUUGAUUGCAUGGAAAAUGACUUAAAGAGAUAGGUUGCAUUCUGGAAACAUUGUUCAGACUUUUUCUUUUUGCUUGUUAUGUAGGAUUUAAAGGUUUCAUCUUGUAUGCUUUGAAAACAAACAUACAAGAUGACCUCAGUCUUGGUUCUUUGUGCUGACUCAUCACAUGUCCCUUUUGGUUUUUUUCAGACAUUUGAAAGGAAAUGGAUGACAACUCUGCCUUCAAAAGAUAUCUGUUUGAAUGGCAUUGUGAAAUAAAUAUAAAAAUAAGAGUUCAUGUGGUUUUUGCUUUUUGCAUAAAACAUCCGAAAUCAUAAUUUGUUAGGUUUUUAGCACUUUUCAAAUAAGCAAUAGCUUGUUAUGCUAUGAUAUCUAGCAUUCUAUUCUCUUUGCAAAAGCA
This is a messenger RNA of Notolabrus celidotus (New Zealand spotty), 1287 nucleotides long. Its product is annotated as high choriolytic enzyme 1-like. Gene Ontology annotation, molecular function: zinc ion binding; metalloendopeptidase activity. The transcript has 8 exons. Lineage: Eukaryota; Metazoa; Chordata; Actinopteri; Labriformes; Labridae. Bases 11 to 817 code for a protein of 268 amino acids. The record is from RefSeq and is a predicted model, not a curated record. Gene Ontology annotation, biological process: proteolysis.